Drepanopeziza brunnea f. sp. 'multigermtubi' MB_m1 is the source of this 1881-nucleotide messenger RNA. Lineage: Eukaryota; Fungi; Ascomycota; Leotiomycetes; Helotiales; Drepanopezizaceae. The record is from RefSeq and is a predicted model, not a curated record.
AUGGCAUCUCGACGCACCUCGUACAGCGACACUAGCAACACACUGCGGGCGCUGGAGGGAGGCCAUGACACCCCAUACUACCAUGCGCCGCGUCAUCCAGAACAGCAGGACGAGUUCAACAGCGACGAGAGCGAUUUGUUUCUACGGGCAGCGCGCGACGAGGAGCUGCACGCCGGGGAAAGUAUGAACAAUAAUGACGCUCCAGGUCGAGCAGCCAGUUUCCGGGCGAGAGUCUUGUCAGGAUCAUCCACGUUAUGCCUACAAUAUCCAGAGCCAACGCGCUUCACUACCCUCUAUUACCAGCACCUCUACUCCUCUCCACCCCUCAACAUCUCGCCGUCGCGGAUCCGAUCAAGACUCAACUCCUACCGCCCGGUGGGCAGGGACCGCCCAGCGGCCCUGGAAGAUCCGAACAGCAGCACUCAUAACGUGGUCCCACGGUCAACACCCAGGGGCUCAGGGGCCAGAGAGAUCUCACCCGAACAAACGCCUUACAGUAAUGAUCGACGAUCUAUUCCGGAUGCUACUCAGCUAUCACGACCGUCUUAUCGACAAGCGAAUAUGUCAUUUGCGAUCCCUCGAAUCUACAACUCGUCCCCGCUGGUAUCUCGUACAACAGACAUGCACGGGGGUUCUGAGACACCUCGUGCAGCGGAAGGCACGGAAUCAACAAUUUCUACAACGGCGCCAUCAACCGUGUGGGACGAAUUGGAGGAUCUUAAAUCACGGAUACACAGAUUGGAGUUGACUGGGAAACUACCCUCUACUUCCGGAGCUGCCAUGUCUCGAGCCUCUCACGACAGGCCCCCAACGGCUACGACCGUCACUACCAUGUCAUCUUCUCCAAAACAACGUGGUCGUGGCAAUAGCAUCUCCCCCGUCGAGCCUGCCGCUCAACCAUCCCCUCCCGAAAUACAUCCCCUGCUACACGCGGCAUUGGCCAAAUCGAAACAUCUCCUCAGUUCGGAGGUGUACAAGGCUUUGGAGGCUGCAGCCACGGAUGCGCUUGCCAUUUCCUCCAUGAUGGGAGUUUCGGGCCAACCAGGACCUAUCUCAACUUCGCAAUCUACAACCGGCGGCACCUCAUCCGUUUCCGAUCGACAGGUUCGACGAAAGGCUGAUAGCAUGUGUCGGAGUUUGACAGAAUUAUGUCUCGCUCUUUCGGAAGGGCAAGGGCAGGGAGAGACUACAACGCCGGUGAUCAACCACCCUGUGGUACGACCUGCCGGUAGUGCCACUCAUAAGAACGAACUGCGUGCCAGCAUCGAGUCCGACAAUACCCAACGUCAAUUGGUGACAACGGAUCUUUCUCGAGCUAGCUCCACCCCGAGAGCAUUGAGUCGGUUAGAGGCCCGAAGAAGCAGUCUCCUUGCCACGACUGCUCUGCCUAGCCCGCGAUUUAACUCCUCGGAAGCAGGCACUCCUACACCGACUUCGUUGGCUGGGCGUCGAACAUCGCUUUUUUUCAGACCUCGCCGUGCUGCCACAGAGGAACCAGAAGAAUCAGAAGAGGCUCGCUUCCGUGCGCCGUCAAGGGCAACAACUGAACUUGGCCGUGUUAGACAAUCCCCGACUUCUCAAGCCGAACAGUCUUCGCUACCAGUCCGAAGACAAUAUCAGACUACGAGUCAAACCAACAACAUUCCCCCCCCAAAGCCACCGGUUUCGAUGCUGGGGGGGCGGAGGUUCCUGGGCCUAUCAACACCCGAUCGGGAUACGACAAGCGUUGUAGGGAGACUGGCCGAGGAUCGGGGACAGCAAAGACACACUUCUAUGGGCCACGGUAACUUCCAACUUGGCAGAAGCGGCAGUCUCAGUAGACGAGCCAGAACACCAAACUCGGCUGAUUUGUCAGCGGCCCGGCUCGGAAAUUACGAGUAA